UACAUAUACUCAGAAUACAUAUAUUACAAAGUAUUCUACAUAUACUUCCUUAUCUGAUGGAACUUCACACCCCCAAUCAAAUGAGAUAAUUGUAAAUCUAAAUAUCCAACUAGCCGAUCCUCAUAAAAAAUAUACAGAUGGACUGGAUAGGGAAACGAAAAUUCAAAUGAUAAGAUCGGUUCUGAAGCAUGUGCGCAACGAAAUUGAUAAAAAAUGCUGAAGGCUUGGAAAAACGCAACUGUGUCGAUGCAAAAUCCUGUGGAAUUUACGACGUAAUCCUCCCAAACUUUAGUAGACAACCUUUUCAAGUUGCCUGCGAUGCAGAGAGUCACGAAGGUGGAUGGACGAUUUUCUUAAGGAGAAUGGAUGGCAGUGUCAACUUCUAUCGUGACUGGAUGGAAUACAAAACGGGAUUUGGAGAUCUAAGUGGCGAGUUCUUCAUGGGUCUGGAUAAAUUACAUGCAAUGACGGCAGAUAGAAACCAAGAGUUACUUGUUCUUCUCGAGGAUUAUGAGGGACAAACAUGGUAUGAGAAGUAUGAAGAUUUUGCAAUCGGCGACGAAAAGCAAGAAUAUGUCUUACACACUCUGGGCAAAGCCAGUGGAACUGCCGGUGAUUCACUCUCAACUCAUCGUGGCAUGAAGUUUUCCACACAUGAUAGGAAAAUAGGUCCAUACGGUAACUGCGCUGCACUCCAAGCUGCCGCCUGGUGGUACAACUCCAUUUUUUCCUUGUGUGGUGAAAGCCAAUUGACAGGUAUAUAUAAAGAUCAUCACUUCGCAACGGGCGUCAAUUGGGGUACUUUUCAUGGACUCACUUACUCCUUUAAAAAAGCCGUCAUGAUGAUACGGCCAAAGAAGUCAACACAAAAACCCUACAAUAUCAAAGUCAAAAAUAUCAACGUAUUCACGAACGAACGGGAAUCAGAAUCUCAGUCAACGAAGCAAAUAAUUGAAGUCAAUACACCCAAUAAAUUGGAAUACAAGUUCUUCCCGGCCUCCGGGGAAAUCUUUACCUUCAAGGUGCGCUCACCGAAGGAUGCUCACCUCGUUCUCAGCCCAAGUAACCUGCAAGGUGUCCAAUUUUACGAGAUUUUCAUCGGCGGCUGGGAGAAUACAAUUUCCGUCAUUCGCAAGAAUGGCCAAAAGCCGGACGUUGCCGAAGUGCCGACACCACGCAUCCUGAGUGCUGACGAAUUCCGUGGCUUUUGGGUGCGUUGGUCUGAUAACGUUAUCAGCGUCGGUCAUGUGGGUGAAGCUAGAGCUUUCUUAUCUUACGAUGCCGGCUCAUUGUUCCCGGUAAACUAUGUGGGCAUCUGCACGGGUUGGGGUGCCAGCGGCACAUGGCAAAUUUAUAAAAACUUUUCUUAAAUGUAUCGAAAACAUGGAGUCCUUA
Drosophila innubila is the source of this 1395-nucleotide messenger RNA. Its product is annotated as ficolin-1-like. Bases 189 to 1370 code for a protein of 393 amino acids. Lineage: Eukaryota; Metazoa; Arthropoda; Insecta; Diptera; Drosophilidae. The transcript has 2 exons. The record is from RefSeq and is a predicted model, not a curated record.